AUGCUGCAAUGUUCUAGUAUAUCGUUUAUAUCUUCAUGUUUUAGUACUAUAUCAUGUAUCAGUUGGAUAUGUGCUCAAUUACCACAAAUUAUACAAAAUUAUAAAAAUAAAUCAGCUCGAGGUAUAUCAUUAAGUUUUUUGUUAUUAUGGUUUCUUGGUGAUUUCUUAAGUUUUACGAGUUGUUUAAUUAAUGAUAAAGUAUUACAAUUUCAAAUUUAUUUAAGUAUAUUCUUUUUAUUUAAUGAUGUAACGUUAUGUUUUCAAUAUUGGUAUUAUAAUAAAAAAUCUUUUGAUAAACCAAUUUACGUUAGGGUAGGAGAAAACCCAACACCUUUAAAUGAUGAUAAUAUAAAGAAAGACAAUUAUCCGAUAAUACAAAAACAAACUCCAACUAAUAUGGAAUCAGAACCCAGUAGUUAUGAUUCAACUAAUGAAUCAAAUAUAAUGAAAAAAGUAAUUAUUGCAUCUUCAUUAGUGUCCAAAACAAAUGCAUUUCAAGUUUCUCAAACUUCUAAUAAAGACAUUUUAGGAAUUAUAUUAGCUUGGAGUAUGACUAUAGUUUAUUGUUCAUCAAGGUGUCCUCAAUUAUAUAAAAAUUAUAAAAGAAAAGCGGUAGAUGGUAUAUCACCUUAUUUAUUUGCUGCUGCAUUGAUAGGUAAUCUAACUUAUACAAUUAGUAUAUUAACAAGUUGUGAAUUUAUACUAAGUAAUCAUGAAGAUAGAAUUAAUUUUAUAUACCAUGAAUUACCAUAUAUCAUUGGUUCAAGUGGUACUGUAUUUUUUGAUAUAGGUUAUUUUUAUCAAAGAUGUUUAUAUAGAACUAAUCUUGAUUCUUCCACUUUGGUACUACAAAAUUGGAAUGAAAUUAAUGAUUCUAAUACACAUUGA
Molecule: messenger RNA, 888 nt
Organism: Insectozyma verbasci
Lineage: Eukaryota; Fungi; Ascomycota; Pichiomycetes; Serinales; Debaryomycetaceae
Source: the annotation of a GenBank genome assembly